Hippocampus comes (tiger tail seahorse) is the source of this 1114-nucleotide messenger RNA. RefSeq names its product transmembrane protein 234 (gene tmem234). The record is from RefSeq and is a predicted model, not a curated record. NCBI's taxonomy places the organism in Eukaryota, Metazoa, Chordata, Actinopteri, Syngnathiformes, Syngnathidae. The transcript is spliced from 5 exons. Bases 79 to 501 code for a protein of 140 amino acids.
UCUUUUCUUGUAAAGAAGUUUAUCCGACAAUUUCAAAGCGGUCUUGAACGCAACACGUCAGCAGUCUGUGACGUUGUUAUGAUGGUGACUCCAGUGGAAGUGCUGAGUCUCCUGCUGGUGUCCGUGUUAUGGGGAUGCACCAACCCUUUCCUGAAAAAAGGCACUGAAGGUAUCGAACAUGUGUCCAAGUCCAGCAAAGUGGCUCAGUUUCUUGCUGAGCUCAAGUUUCUCUUCCUUAAUCUCAAGUAUCUCAUCCCGUUUGUCCUGAACCAAAGUGGCUCUUUAGUGUACUAUUACACACUUUCCACCACAGACUUGUCAUUGGCUGUCCCCGUGUCCAACUCUCUCACCUUCCUUUGGACUCUGCUCACUGGCAAGUUGCUGUGCGAGGAUUUUGGAGGCAAACAAGCUGUUGCCGGAAUGUUACUCACUAUGGUCGGGGUCACUUUGUGUAUCGUAAGCUCCGUAGAUGACGCGGGCACUCAGGCUCAGGCCCAAUGACCUUCCGGUGAGCAUAAACGCGCUCGGAAGAUCAUCUUCGCUAAACAUGGCCGAAAUUCGUUGCAUUUGUAGGUGUUCCACCUUGGUACACCCAACCAUUCAAUCACAAAUGAUCGAAGUGGCGGAAGUCAGAAAAGAAUUGUAUUUUUGUCAGAAAAUCAAAAGUAUAUUAUUUAUUGUGUUAGUGUCUCUUUAAUUGAGGGUAAAUGUUUUUUAUCCAAUGUAUUUUCCGAGUUACGAAAAAUGGCGUAAAAUCCCCUAAAAUAGUGAAAAAUUGUCGUGUUUGUGUUUUUGGUUGUCUGUUUUUUGCUACUUUCUGGUUAUGGAAAAAUUAUGUAAACUCUUAAAAUGAGCCGUCGGAAAUCCACCUUCGGGCAGUUUCUCUUCAACCAAAUUAUUUUUGUUCACCCUGCAGUGUUUUUUCCCUGAGCCCAAAAUGAAACCAACAAAUGCUGUUUGAAACAAUACUUUUCCUCUUCCUGCUUGGCAGAGGUAAUAAAAUCCAGAAUGAUGUGAUCAAAACUGUCAGACGUGAAAAAGUGUAUUGCUGUGUGUAAUAUUGUGUAGCUGUAUCCAAACAAAUCUCACCAAAAAAGAUACACUUUUAAUUGAA